UCCACUCGCCCCCCACUGACUGAUGUGUAUUUUCUCCAAUCUCUUCUGCAAUCUGACGUUGUGCGUUCUACAGGUUCUACAGGACGUUGCAGUUCUACUGGUCAAACAAAGCCGUAUAAACAAGCGUUUGGUGAUAUUGAGCGGCGAUUCGAGUUUUUGGAUUCUACCAGCUUUAACAUGCAGCGAGAAGCACCAGCAACCCGGGGACGAAACAGGCGACGUGGCGGUGGUUUGUCCCAACGCAACAAGAACCAGGAACCGGUAGCGGAGCUACAGCAACAGCAGCAAAAACAUCUGCAUAACUACGCGCUCCCCCUGCCCAUUUCAACUCGCGCCGUUGGCCGGGCAGUUGGCCAGUUCAUGAGGGAUUUUAGAUUUGCUAUGUACCACAAUGGAUCAUCCUCAGAUGACGAUGAACUUCCGGAUAGUUACAUCAUCGAAGCAGUUACGCCCAACUUGUACCAGGUUUAUCGACUGUUUUUGGCCGUCUUCGAGACGAAGCUAGCACGGUUCCAGUUUUCCAGUGGGUUACGAUUCCGCGGUUAUGAUGUCCGGUGUGUCGAUUACGGCGCUAUGAAUAGAUGUGAUUAUCCGAAGCACAUUACGGAACUUGUGAACGCGUUGGGAAUUGUCCAGUACGGGGACCUCACAUUUGUUCCGGUGGUCACUGAAGAAGUUUUCGACGCCAACAGGAGACUGGUUCCGUUGCCGCAGAGUUUGGUGUACUCCAACUUGAGAAGGGCAGUCGUGGCGUUGGCUGACCCGGAAACGCCGGAACAGUACCGGAUCGACUUCGAGGCGAACUGUCCGAUUCCAGGUGCCAUUUGGGACAACCAUCUGCUUACGAACGCCGACGAAAUCAUCCCAGACAAUCACAGCAUUGAGCAUGAAUAUCUAGGUGCCUUUUGGCGUUUAGCGGUAUCGUUGCAAGGAAAGUUGAACGAUGAUACCAGGGGAAACAUUUCCGCUUUAGUCAACAUCAACAAUAUGAGGGACAUCAAGUUGUCACCUAGGAAAGCCGAACAAAGCCUUCUAGAUUACCACGUUGGCAAUAUGGUGGACUAUUUCAUUAGUGAUUUUACCAGUUUCGCGAAGCUGACCGAUGACCAGACAAAAAAAGGGUUGGAUUUGAUGUUUGGAGAGGUACCCAACAACGAUGAUCACAAGUCAGCACUGCACGCAAUACGGGAUAGAUGUGUUAGUGCUUACAACUUGUCCAGAUUCGUCGAUAAAAGCCGUUGCUGCGAAUCUGUUUGCCUCACUCUGUCCGUUACGACUCGCGGGAUUGGGUUUCAUUUAAGCAGGUUCUUCCGGUUUAACGGAGGAAAGUUCCAGCUGGGGGAACCGAACCUCUACGCCACAUAUCGAGCAUUUCUUGGGCUGUUUGAAAUCAAGUUGAAGCCCAACUGGUUAUGCACCAGAAUCAAGCCCAGCGAAGCCUAUCGAUCGAGCUUCGUCCGUACCAACCCGAACCUUACGUCUACCAUCGUAAUCUUUGUUCCGGAGCCGAUUAAUCGAAUUAUCAGCGCCGUCGGGAACGUCACGAUCGGCCAAACAACCUUCGUCAUGUCGGUGGCCAGCGAACGCCUGGACGAAAACGGCAAACUCAUUCCGGAACCCCAAAACCUGCUAGUCUCGAACCUCAGAAGAACCGUCGAAGCCCUGGCCGACCCGGAAACGCCCCUCCGGCAUCGAGAAUAUUUCGAGCUCAACUGUCCCAUCCCGGGCGCCAUCUGGGACAACCAUCUGCUUACGAACGCCGACGAAAUCAUCCCGGCCAACUACUCCGCCGAAGAUCUGGAAGCGGACAUCCUGGCGUGGGUCGCGUGUACCAGCGAGCUCAAGGGACGCGUGGAACCGCGCCUCACGGAACUGACCCUUAACGGCGACGGCGUCGCGCUCGGCAAACGGUCCGCCUUUGUGUCCGUUACGAUGGAUCGUCCGAUGCGGGUGGAGCCACGACAGGCCGGGCAGGAACUGGCGGGGUACGUGCCAACCUUUCAGCCGGAACAGUGGCUACAAUGUCACUCGUUCGUUUCGCUUACGCCGGAAGAAGCCGUCGAAGGACAGAAGCUGCUGCUGGGCGAGACGCCAAAGGGGGAAAAGCGAUCGAUUUACGCCCUGCGCAAUCCGGUCGUGUGUGGUUAUGGGAUUGUUGAGAGGAUAAAUGUUUACGAAUCAUUUAUUUACAGAGAGACAUAAUGAAUAAACACACACGAUAUUCACUUUUCAUUUCA
Messenger RNA from Culex pipiens pallens (northern house mosquito), 2237 nucleotides. RefSeq lists its product as uncharacterized. The record is from RefSeq and is a predicted model, not a curated record. The coding region runs from base 178 to 2202 and encodes 674 amino acids. Lineage: Eukaryota; Metazoa; Arthropoda; Insecta; Diptera; Culicidae. The transcript has 2 exons.